Messenger RNA from Lepisosteus oculatus (spotted gar), 817 nucleotides. The record is from RefSeq and is a predicted model, not a curated record. Lineage: Eukaryota; Metazoa; Chordata; Actinopteri; Semionotiformes; Lepisosteidae.
GCCGCCGCGCGCUGUGGGUGUCCGCCUCACCCUCGUGUGUGUGUGUGUGUCUGCGUGCGCGCCCGCAGGACUGAUGGAGAGACUUUAAAACUUAAUAAUCAAGCGGAAACGGGAGCCGUUUACACCUUUCACGAUUACUAGGCGCAGAGGAGUUUAGCAUAAGAAGGAGAGGCGGGAUGAAAAAAAACACCAGGCGAGAGGAGUUUAACGGCGCAGCUGAAAAAGAACUUAUUUUGAGCACGUAGUCUCUUUGGCAGAAACUUUUUUUUUUACAUGCAACCAAAUUCCACAAUGUCCUCUCAGUACAGCCAACGCUCUUUGACGGUUCUGGCCCUUCUGGGAAUCCUGUCGGCUAUUAUGUCCGUUCUGUCCGUCAUUCUGAUUUUCCAGCUCCAGGGCAGCCAAGCCGGGACCGCGGACACCCCCCCGCGCCUCUCCGGCAUCCCAGCCGAGGUGUCCGCCGUCCUGCGGCCCGUGUCCACGGUGCUCACGGCCCUCGCCCUCACCCUCAGCCUCAGCUCUGUGGUGGUCUGCCUCUUGCACAGCUACUUCACCGCCGAGAUCUGCGGCGGCGAGGACGACACGGACAGGGCAGACUGGUUCCUAUUGGACAGCCGGCCUGUCCGUCACGUGGCCAUUGGCCUUUUCUGCCUGGGAAUUUCAGUUUACUUAGCAGGUAAGAACUGGGGGGGGGGGGUGGAAUCAAAACACAGCCUUGACUCAGUCGAUAUUUAUUACUCGUUUUAUUCUUCUCAAAAACACUGUAACAGUUUUAUCAUAAAGUGAAUCUUGUAAAAGGAUCCUGCGUUCUUCUAGU